Bombina bombina (fire-bellied toad) is the source of this 1533-nucleotide messenger RNA. RefSeq names its product survival motor neuron protein. The record is from RefSeq and is a predicted model, not a curated record. Gene Ontology annotation, biological process: mRNA processing. The coding region runs from base 91 to 1335 and encodes 414 amino acids. The transcript is spliced from 10 exons. Gene Ontology annotation, cellular component: nucleus; cytoplasm. Lineage: Eukaryota; Metazoa; Chordata; Amphibia; Anura; Bombinatoridae. Gene Ontology annotation, molecular function: RNA binding.
CUUUGUGCAUCAGGGAUGCCCACUGGCUGUAUAGAGCAGGGAUGGUGUUGCUGAAGGUGCCUGGGAUAUGUCUGAAACUGUAACCGGAGGAUGGCUGCGUGUGACAGGGAGAUAGUGUAUCAUAAGGACAGCUCACAGAGUGAAGAUAUAGAUGAAUGGGAUGAUGCUGCUCUUAUUAAAUCGUAUGAAAAAGCUGUUCAGUCCUUCCAGGACAUGCUAAGAUGUAGUGAUAAAAACCGAAGAUUGGAGGGGGCGGCUGUAUCUGGAGAUGCACAGAAGGACUGCCAGCGAGACCCUAUACCACGUGAUCCUCCCCGGGAGACUGAGUGGGAUAGAGAGGGUCACAGAGAGACUCAGAAAGACGAAGCUGAGAAGUGGAAUAAGAAGAAGAAAGGUCAACCACCUCCACCACUUGCCCCAUCUCGAACACUUGUUUCUAAAUGGAAGGUUGGAGAUCCUUGCAGUGCUGUCUGGUCAGAGGAUGGCUGCGUAUAUCCUGCUAGGGUGAAAUCCAUUGAUCGUGAAACCAGGACAUGCGUGGUGCAGUAUGAUGGUUACGGAAAUACAGAGAGACAUCAGCUUGAUGAGAUUGUGUCUGUAGGAAGUAGUGGAGAUAGCACCCCACCUGUAAAACAGUGGAAGGUUGGUGACCGCUGUUCAGUUCAGUGGUCAGAAGAUGGACAGUUGUACUCGGCAGUCAUUCGCUCUGUAGAUGAGGUGAUGGGCACCUGUGUGGUCGAGUAUGAGGGCUAUAAGAAUGAGGAGGAGCAGAACUUAGCUGACCUGUUGCCUCCAUCCAGCGCCCCACUGCGUACCCGCGGCAAGAAGCAGGCGAGUCCUGCACGACUAGGACUGGACAGCUCAGGGGAUGAGGAGGACACUGAUUGGCUAUACACACGCAGAAGUUCUACUUCUUCCCCAGAUCUCUCUCGCAAUUGGAGGAAGCAGGGGAAGAAAUCUGAUUGGAUGUACACCUUUCCUCCUCCUCCGCCUCCACCACCUCCUCCUCCACCCCCACCUCCCUCGCUUCCUCCCCCACCACCACCCAAGGGGUGUUUCUGGCCCCCUCCUCCACCACCUGUGAGGGCUCAUCUACCAGCAUGGCACAACUGGCCCCCGUCAGCUCCCCUCCCUCCCCCUCCUCCACCCCCUCCUUUUUUCAGCACAGACUGGGAGGAUUAUGAUGAGGAAGAACAGGAAGAUGAAGAUGUUCUGGCCUGUAUGCUAAUGGCCUGGUACAUGACUGGGUAUCACACUGGCUUCUACAAGGGUCUAAAGCAGGGCCGGGCAGAGGCUUUGAGACCUAACCUGAAAAAAGGACCUAGGAGAAAAUAGAAGAGCAGCAUGAUCAGAAUACAAGGAUUAUCUCUCCCAUGGAGAAGGCAGAAUUUGCUCACUCAAUCAGGUUCUUCAUUGCACUUCGGACAACCUUCUCCCCUUUUUUUCGCUCUCUGUAUGUGCUCUCAGACACUGAGAUCCCCAGAUACAAUUAUUUGUGAAAUGUGAUUAAUAAAAGAAAAGCUUGUUUCCAGA